Oreochromis niloticus (Nile tilapia) is the source of this 981-nucleotide messenger RNA. Its product is annotated as high choriolytic enzyme 1. The transcript is spliced from 8 exons. Lineage: Eukaryota; Metazoa; Chordata; Actinopteri; Cichliformes; Cichlidae. The record is from RefSeq and is a predicted model, not a curated record. Gene Ontology annotation, molecular function: metalloendopeptidase activity; zinc ion binding. Gene Ontology annotation, biological process: proteolysis. Bases 73 to 852 code for a protein of 259 amino acids.
CACAAGUCAGCAAAUAUACUGGAGGGUAUAAACAGGAGCUGCAGCAGGAUCCAGGUGUUAACACUGUGUAACAUGGCUUUCAUGAAGUGCACACUCAGUUUAUUGAUCCUCCUCGGCGCCUCUGUCCUCUGCUGGGCUGAUGAGAAGGAUCUGUCUGUCGCUGAGCUCCUGUGGAGGGCCAACAAGGAUGUAGUGCAUACAGCAGAGGAGCCCUUUAUCAUUGAUGACAUUGCUUAUGAAAAUGAGAAUCAAAGAAAUGCUGAUCCUUGCACCUCCUCUGGCUGCAUGUGGGGAAAAUCCAGCGAUGGAAACGUCUAUGUCCCCUACAUCAUCGCCUCUCAUUACUCUUCUCGUGAGCGUUCCAUCAUUGAGCGAGGUUUGCUGUCAUUCCAAGACGUCUCCUGCAUUCGCUUCGUCCCAAGAACCAACCAGAGAGACUACCUGAACAUCCAGUCCAUCAAUGGCUGUUACUCCUAUGUCGGUCGCCUUGGUUAUGGCCAGGAAGUGUCUCUGGACCGUGAGGGUUGUCUCUACCAUAACACCGUCCAGCACGAGCUGCUCCAUGCCCUCGGUUUCAACCAUGAGCAGUGUCGCUCCGACAGGGACCAGCACAUCCGAAUCCUGUGGGAGAACAUCGCAUCCGGUUGGGAGUAUGCCUUUGACAAGAUCAACACUUUGAACCAGAACACCCCCUAUGACUACAACUCAGUCAUGCAGUACCACAGGUAUGCCUUCUCUGGCAACAACAAGCCCACCAUGGAGCCCAUUCCCAAUCCCAAUGUCGAAUUUGGCACGGGCACUGAGAUGAGCCAGAAUGACAUCACCAGACUGAACAGGCUGUACAAGUGUUAAACAGUGCUAAUAGCAGUCCUGGAAAUGUGGUGCCGUUCAGACAUCAGAACAGUUGUUUCCAAGACUGUUUUGUCACUCUUUUGUACAAUUUUACACAUUGCAUUAAAAAUAAAUCUUCAUCAACCCGUU